Penicilliopsis zonata CBS 506.65 is the source of this 3057-nucleotide messenger RNA. RefSeq lists its product as hypothetical. The coding region runs from base 219 to 2954 and encodes 911 amino acids. The transcript is spliced from 3 exons. Lineage: Eukaryota; Fungi; Ascomycota; Eurotiomycetes; Eurotiales; Aspergillaceae. Gene Ontology annotation, biological process: phosphatidylcholine biosynthetic process. Gene Ontology annotation, molecular function: phosphatidylethanolamine N-methyltransferase activity. The record is from RefSeq and is a predicted model, not a curated record.
GGCUGCAGAGCUGGAAGUCAAGGACAAGCAUGGCCGUGACAGGAAGACGUAUGGCCGGACUCCCGAUGGCACUGGUAAGACUGGUUUGAUUUUGAAUUGGACGUUGAUAUCUUUCUCGCUGUUCUCAAACUAGGAGACAAACGAGCAAUUGUGUCGAGGCAAACGGAUUCGCUAACACUACGUCACCGGUAGUCUUCACUGUCCCGCACACUCAUGACAUGGUCUCGCAGCUUCUGUCUCCGUCGGAGCCCAAGAACCUGUCAGAUAUCGCGGUCCUGGCGAUUUUAGGUAUUCAUAUUUUGUUGCUGUGGCUGCUUCCCCAGGCCGCGAGAGUACCCGUCGCUGCGGUGGUCUAUCUCUUCUGGCGUACUGGGUACAAUGCCGGCAUCGGGUGGCUUCUGCAUAACCAGUCUCACCACAAGACCUUGGUCCGGUGGGCCGAGAAGACCAAGAUCUUUGUCAACCCGGCGACAGGCAAAAACCCCCAUUCCAAAUUGUAUGCGUGGAUUAAACAGGAACUCGAGACCAAGAUCCCCGAGGAUUACUCGUUCGAACAGGCUCCCAUUGAGUACAACACAUGGCUCGUCUUUCGCCGCCUCGUUGAUCUCAUUCUGAUGUGUGACUUUGUCUCGUACUGUCUCUUCGCAAUCGCAUGUGGUCACCGACCGACCGACGAGAACAUUGUCGUGUCUGUUCUUCGAUGGUCCGCGGGGAUUGUAUUGGUUCUGUUCAAUCUGUGGGUCAAACUCGAUGCUCACCGAGUAGUUAAAGACUAUGCCUGGUACUGGGGCGACUUCUUCUUCCUGAUCGACCAGGAGUUGACCUUCGAUGGCGUCUUCGAGAUGGCCCCGCAUCCCAUGUAUUCUGUCGGCUACGCUGGCUACUAUGGUAUUUCAUUGAUGGCAGCGAGCUACAAAGUCCUGUUCAUCUCUAUCCUCGCCCAUGCAGCACAAUUUGCCUUCUUGGUCUUUGUCGAAAACCCCCACAUCGACAAGACUUACAAUGCGCCGCCGCCUCGCAAACGGGUCCCUGUGGGUGAACAAGACCCGGCCUCUGUAGCGUCGUCCCAAGAGCCAGGGACACCUCCGCCUCCUGGAAAUGGCGAUGAUCAAGCUCCCAAUGCGACUACGUACUCAAGCCAGCCACCGCUAUCGGUGCACAACCUCCUGGGCUUGCACAAUACGGAUCUGCACAGAAUCACCGAUUCAUCGGUCCUGCUCAUCCAGCUGCUCGUAUUCAUGGUUACGGCCUUGACUCCCUCCACUCCGUGGUAUCAAUUCGUCUUCGUGGUGAAUGCCACGCUCUGGCGCAUCUGGUACUCGGUUGGAAUCGGAUACAUCUUGACCUGCCAGUCAACCUCCAAAAGCUGGACUCGGCAUUUCGUCAAGUUUGGCGAAGAUCCCCACGAAGCCUGGAAACAGUGGAAAGGCACGUAUCACCUGAGCAUGGUCAUGUGUUAUGCUAGCUUUAUUGCUGCCGUCUGGAAGAUGUACACUCUCCCGGCAGACUGGGGCUACGGCCUAGUCUUGCUCCGCCAUGUGAUUGGCGUCGGCCUGAUUGGCCUGCAGAUUUGGACUUCCAUGAGCAUAUAUGAAUCCCUAGGCGAAUUUGGCUGGUUCUACGGCGACUUCUUUUUCGACGGCUCCUCCAAGCUGACCUACAACGGCAUCUACCGCUUCCUGAACAACCCGGAGCGGGUGCUGGGGCUGGCGGGUGUUUGGGGCGCGGUCCUAAUCACCAGUAGCGGUGCCGUCACCUUCCUUGCCAUCAUCAGCCACAUUCUUAGUCUGGCGUUUAUCCAGUUCGUGGAGCGGCCUCACAUGCAGAAGCUGUACGGCCGGAGCCUGCGUCAGGAUGCCGGUCUGGUCAAGAGCAUCAAGCGGUCUCUGCCCCCGUCUCUCAAGCAGCUGCACGGCAGCGUGGACAAGAUGUUUGACGAUUCGUUCGACUUUGUAGAAGACCUCCUUGAGAGCGCUCGGCCUAAGCUCGCCGCCGGGGUCAACACGUUCGUCAAAGACACCUCCGCCCUGUUCCACAAGUAUCCCGCCCGGGUGACCAUCUCUCGCAUCGACGCCGAUGUGGCCGGAUACGACCUCCACGACUACUCGCUCGACGUGCAAGGAUCCACGCUGGCGCACGAAGACCAAACCGACCAAGGGACAGGCCGCGAGGGAAUCAACGCCCGGAAGCCCCUCGACCGACGCGGCGAUCUGAAGAAUCUGGUGUUCGAGUAUGGGGCCCCGAUCAAGGUCCACUGGACCGCCCCUCUCAACCACAGCAAGAAGGACUGGAUCGGCUUGUACCGCGUGACGGACAACACCUCGCGCGAGGUGUCGCGCGUCUCGUCGCAGGGCCGCUGGGUCGCCGUCAACGAGGGCUCCUACGACAAUCUGACCUGCGAGAAGGGCAUCAUCACCAGCGACAUCGUGGUUCCAGGCUCUGCACGCAGUGACGGCGAGACCACCCACGACGUUGCCUCCGGCGAGAUUAUCUUCUCGGGCGACAAGCUCUUCUGGACCCAGGGCACUUUCGAGCUCCGCUACCACCACAACGGCAAACACAACGUGAUGGCAAUCUCGCGGCCCUUUGAGAUCCGCAUCUCCCGCUUCGAGGAGGAAGCUCUAGCCACCGACGAUUUCACCACCGUCCUCGCCUCCGCUGAGACCGCCCUCCUCCCCGUCGUCCGCCACUGUUUCGACCGCGACCCGGAGAUCGCUCCGGAAUCCCUCGAGGAGCAAUUUGGCAGUCUGGUCGACCGCGACGGGAAAUAUGCCAAGCGUGUGGUCUUCGCCGUGCACCAGAUGUUCGGAAUCGAGUUGGCUCCCGAAGUCGUCCGCGCCGAUGGUAACGUGCGCAACCUUGCCUGGAGAAUCUGCAACGCAAAGAAAGUCUUGGCUCCCUACAGCAUGUCCAAGUCGAAUGGCACCACGACUCCAGUGUCUGGCAAGGAUUGACUUCCUUUUGAGUUGAAAUUAGUUAUAAAACGACAGUAUUACCUUACUGUAUAUAUUUAGGUAGACUUUAUAGAAAGAAGAAUAUGAGCCUGCUAUUCAUUUC